This is a messenger RNA of Cyphellophora europaea CBS 101466, 1023 nucleotides long. RefSeq lists its product as uncharacterized. NCBI's taxonomy places the organism in Eukaryota, Fungi, Ascomycota, Eurotiomycetes, Chaetothyriales, Cyphellophoraceae. The record is from RefSeq and is a predicted model, not a curated record. Gene Ontology annotation, cellular component: cytoplasm. Bases 1 to 1023 code for a protein of 340 amino acids. Gene Ontology annotation, molecular function: nucleotide binding; oxidoreductase activity. The transcript has 3 exons. Gene Ontology annotation, biological process: NADPH regeneration.
AUGACUCUAGGUGUUGCGAUUCUGGGGGGAGGCAUCUUCGCCCGGGAAGAGCAUAAACCUGCGGUUGAAGCCAGCAAGGAUUUAGACCUCAAGGCUGCCUGGUCACGAUCGCUCAAGUCAGCCAGAUCUCUUGAGGUAGAUGAAGGGAAGGUUGAGCUAUACUCCGAAGAUUCAGGUACAGGCAAAACAUUGGGAGACCUGCUAGCACGACCAGACAUCCAUGCUGUGAUCAUCGCCCUGCCAAUCAAGAAUCAGCCAGAAUACAUUCGCAAGGCUCUUGUUGCCGGCAAGCAUGUGCUGUCAGAAAAGCCAAUCGCCGAGAAUAUGGAGGGAGCCGUGUCACUACUGAAAUGGUAUCGUACGGAGAUCGACACCAAGAAGGUUACCUGGUCGGUCGGCGAGAAUUACCGGUACCUCAACGCCUGGAAUCAUGCAGCUGAGCAAGUCAAGGCAAUGGGAAAGCAAUUGACAUUCAGAUGCCGGAUGCAGACCCUAGUCUCAGGUGGGAAGUAUUUCGAGACAGAGUGGCGCAAGAACCCGACCCAUCAAGGAGGCUUUUUGCUUGAUGGAGGAGUCCAUCAGACUGCCGGUCUGCGUCUGCUGAUGGGUAGAGAGAACCCACUGGUUACAUUGUCAGCACAUACCGCACAACUGCAGCCUCAUCUUCCCCCUGUCGAUACAAUUGAAGCCGUUGCCAAAGCGAAGAAUGGUGCAGUCGGUACCAUUACUAUCAGCUUUGGUACGACGCAGAAGGGUAAGGUAUGCGCAGUCGGGUGCGAGAAGGGCUACGUCAGUGUGUCAGGUUCGACGGUGACCGCGGGCGAUAAGACAUGGGAGAUCCAAGACGAGAGAUCAGGCGUGCCACCCGAGGUGAGAGCAUGGGGCAAAGCGCUAGUAGCUGGUACGAGCAGCCCUGAGCAGUCGCCCGAGGAAGCGCUGGCAGACUUCGAGCUCAUCGAGGCGGCCCUGCGCAGCGGUGAGCAAGGUGGUAAGGCAAUGCUGUUGAAGUACCAGGAGUUUUAG